AUGACAGAAGAUGACGGGAUACAGUUGUCGCUGAGGGACAAGUCAAGUUUAAAGAUGGAAAAGCCUUGUAUUUUCCAGUGGAAGAGCCGGUGGGUCGUGCUUGGGAAGCCCUCUCCGGUCGCGGACUGCCUGUCUCUGCUGGUGUACAAGGACCGGGGGGAGAGGGCGCGGGGCCACCGGGAGCGGGUGCACCUGACACUGGAGGGGAUCUGUGGUUUGGAGCCCGGCCAGGGCUAUGACGGGGUGGCCUACACCCUCACCCUGCUGUGCCCCGGACAGAGCCUGGCGCUGGGCUUCGACACCCAGGAGGGCCUGCUGGCCUGGGAUGCCCGCCUCCGUUACAGCCUGGGAGAGGUCCACAGGUUCACAGUAGGCAUUCAGCCUGGUACCAAACUGGAGAGUGGCCCCGCCUCCCUCCACCUGUGCAACGACCUAUUGGUCCUGACCAGGGACCUCCCCCCGACCGUCAUUGGCCAGUGGAAGCUGUCGGAGCUGCGUCGCUAUGGCGCCGUGCCCAGCGGCUUUGUCUUUGAGGGAGGAACUCGCUGUGGAUAUUGGGCCGGAGUGUUCUUCCUGUCCUGUGCGGAGGGGGAGCAGAUCAGCUUCCUGUUUGACUGCAUCGUCAGAGGGAUCUCUCCCAGUCGAGCUUCGCAUGGCCUUAGACCUGCCCUGCCAGAUCCGAGUGCCAACCCGUCGGUCUCAGAAGAGAGGAUCAGCCAGGAAGCAUCGGAGCUGGAGAGGAGACUCAGUGUGCUGUCUCACAGACACAGCAGCACAGCCUCCACGUAUAGCUAUAGCACCUCCGUUGCCGGGGAUGACCACAGCAGUAUCUCCAGCUCCUCCUCCAGCCAAUCGGACACAAGCUACGGGAACCAUCUCUCUUUGUGGGCAGAGCCAGGCCGGAGAUUGCAUCCCUCGUCAGAGUCCUUGUUCGCUGCUCCUACGACAAAGGGCUCGCCCAAUCCGGAUGAUUGUCUCUAUGCAGCUGUGGUGGGAGGCUCUGUGAUUCGUCCUUCCUCUAACCAGCGCCAUGUACGCGGUCUCCACGACAGCGGGCGGCAGAGCUCAUUGGACAGUGGAAUUGGCAUCGCCACCAGCAGCCAAUCAUCAUACUCUGGGAGUUUUUCUUCAUGUAGUCUGGACACAGCCGGUCAGGGAGGGGGGGAGGAGUUUGGGUCCCAGUUCAGUCUCCACCCUCCUCCAGCACCUCCCCCCCCACCUCCUGUACCUCCACCUCCUCUCUCUCCACCCCUGCUAGGAUGUACCCCAGACUAUAGCCCUGUUACCCCUCCACCUUGCUCUUGUCCCCCUAGCGCCGAUACUAGUUCCCCUACUGCCCCCAAAAGGCAAGGAGAGGAAUACCAUGUCCCCAGCCUACUACGACUGCUCUAUGACACACCCAGGAACCUGCUUCAUAGCCAGACUCUAAAGGAUCCGUUAGCCCGGGCAGGUAUACCCGAAAUGGGCAAGGACAGGAGGACUGGUGGGGGUGUAGGGGGUCAGGGAUUGAGUGAUGACCCACCGAACCCCCCUCUCCAUAGGGCUGGGGGGCGAUGCAUGUCCCCUAUAGAGCGGCCUCUGUCUCAGGGCAGGGAGACAAAAGCGCCCCCUGUGGAAAAUUCUGAGCACUGCAGCUCAAUACCAGCCACCUUCAGAUUACCACCCCUACCAGGCUGUCCAGUGUGUAGGGGGACACAGUGCAAUCACUGUUCAGACCUAAACUACAUUUCCCAUGAGCAAUGGUACUCAUCUCAGGAAAGAGGCUAUUUACAGGGAACCAGUGCAGCAUUAACAAGACCGUCCCCUUCCACGCCUAUACCAGACCAACCAUCCAAACAGAGGGAGGAGGAGCGGAGGAGGGAGCGGGGCGAGGGGGUACCCUGGUCCUGUUCUCUAGAGCCCCUAAAGGCCCCUCCCCCUGGCAAACUUGUGCUCCACAGACACAACUCGCCAGUCUCAGAUCUUAAGUCUGCUCAUGAGCUGACUGAAGCCCUGAGGAGUGGAGAGCUCCGACUAGAAGAGUACAGGAGUUUCUUUACUCCCCCCCCAGAGGGCCCCUCCCCGUCCCUGAAGGUGAGGGCCCGUAGUGACAGCGCAAACUAUGUCAACAUCCCCGUCAGCCCAGUGGCUAAAGCUAACGCUAGCAGAGAGACGCUCUACAUGGAGCUGGACCUGGAGGGGCCCGCUGUGGCAAGCACCCCCGCUCUCUCCUCUACACCCACUACAGCGAGAGGAGGGGGCUCCACCAGGUACGCCCACAUAGACAUCGCAGCCACGGAGACGGCCCAGAGGGUGGGGGCGGAGCACGCGCAGGGGAGGGAGGACCGAUUGGCCGAGCUGGAGCAGAGGAGGUGGGGCCCUCAGACCUAACCCCUCUGCCCCCAAACAACGCAAUCAGGGAAAUAAGACAAUUAGAUUUUUACUACAAAUCAUGUGUAUUUAUGCUGCAAAGGACACUGAAAUCCAAAAUUCAGUGUGCUCUUUUUUUUUUUACAUGUACUUAGUCAAUACUCAUGCCUUGUGGCUGUAUAAACUGGGGAAUGUUUAAUCAGGGAAUUGAUGUUCAGUAAAGCAGGUGUGUUUACUGUAUAAUGUUGUGCAACCUGUGACAAAGCCUGACUUUCUUGGAAACAACUUGUAAAUAGUGACUGCUUUUAACUUUGAUGGGACUUGUAUGAUACACCUGCAAAAGCAAAAAUACAUUAUACAAAAAGCAUCAAUUUCUUAAAUGUU
Messenger RNA from Osmerus eperlanus (European smelt), 2733 nucleotides. RefSeq names its product docking protein 7b (gene dok7b). The transcript is spliced from 13 exons. Bases 1 to 2370 code for a protein of 789 amino acids. Gene Ontology annotation, molecular function: protein kinase binding. The record is from RefSeq and is a predicted model, not a curated record. Gene Ontology annotation, biological process: neuromuscular junction development; positive regulation of protein tyrosine kinase activity. Lineage: Eukaryota; Metazoa; Chordata; Actinopteri; Osmeriformes; Osmeridae.